Cooperia oncophora is the source of this 279-nucleotide messenger RNA. Lineage: Eukaryota; Metazoa; Nematoda; Chromadorea; Rhabditida; Trichostrongylidae. The record is from the annotation of a GenBank genome assembly.
AUGCAAGACGAAUGCAGUUCUACAAGUGACGACGAGGAGGUGCUCUUCACCAAAGACAUGGUCCGCAAACUGAGGAAAUCCGCACCGCAGCACGCUUCUUCGCGGCCGACCUCAUCGCUUAGCGACACCAGUGGCGUCAGUACAAUGAGCGUGACGUCAGGACAAAAGGCAAAGAGCGAAGUGGAAAGUGCGAGCACGGACGGGCCUUUGUCAGCCGAUUCACCGGUGAAAGAAAGGGGAACAGAUGACGAAUUAAUAAUGACGCCGAGGUAUUUGUAG